ACUUCACUCCAUCCCCUACCUGCUCUCGAUCCCUCAAACCUCGCUGCAACCAUGGGCAUCGGCAGCAAUAUAAAUAGCCAUCAACAUUUUGAGGCCAAAACCAUCCACAUCCUCUCCUUCUCCCGCUCGGCAAAGCACGGUCUAGCUAUGAAGAUGAGCACGAGAGGCCAGCCAGCAGAGGGUCACCUGUGGCUGGUCUUCACCAUGCUGUUCGUCACUUCUGCGGUGCGCAGCGUGGGGGCGAGCAGCUUUGCUCCUCCACCGUCUGUCUCCGUAUCAUCCCCAGCGUACGAUCCUGUUAUCAAGGUGGUAGGGAAGGUGUACUGCUACAGAUGCUUCGAUGAGGCGCACCCAGAUGAAUCGCAUGGGAAGAAGCACCUGCAAGGAGCCAUGGUGAAGGUUACUUGCCAGGCAGAUGACCAAGCGCUAGUGGCAUUCGGCUACACCAGAAGCAACGGCAAAUACAGCGUGGUCCUCAAGGGACUGCCGAUUAGUAGCAGCAGCAGCAGCAACUACGGGGCUGCUGACUCGUGUAAGGUCGAGCUACACGGAGCGCCAGGAGGAUCGGACUGCAACGUGCCGAUCGAGCUAAACCUGUCAGGGCUCAGCGUCUACUCCCGAUCAAGCGAGGAGGUGGUCUUCAAAGCGAACCAGAUAAUGGCGUUCGCGUCCAAGAACGCGUUUGGCUGUUCAUCGAAACCACAGACGCAGUCGUCAUCACCGGUUCAUCCCUACUACAGCUCCCCACCACUCAUCCCUCACCAGUACCCCUCGCCUCCGGUGCCGGCGGCUACCCACAGGUCUCCACCACCGUUGCCGUUGCCGUUGCCGUUGCCUUAUCAGUAUUCAGCACCACCACCAGCAGCACCUGCUGCUAACCAGCUUCCAUCCCCAGCGUACCAGUACAUUUCGCCACCGCCUUACCAGCAGCAGCAGUCCAUGCUUCCCAAUAGCUACCAGACUCCACCACCUCCACAGGGCACGGAGUCUCCAGUACUACAACCCCGCAAGUAUCUACCACCUCCAUACUACUACUACAACUCUCCACCAGCACCACAACACCACCAGCACAGCUACGUACCUCCACCACCGCUAGCUUACCAGUACCCUCCACCUCCACUCAUCCACAAGUCGCCGCUUCUUCCAUCGUCGUCACCAGCGGCUCCAUACCACUACAACUCUCCACCUACCUACCAGUAUCCACCACCUCCGUAUAGCUACCAACCUUCGCCGCCACCUGCCGGCCUGUACUCUCCACCAUUAUUGCCUCCAAAUGCUCCGGAACACCUGCAUCCAAAUGUCCCCCAUGCGAAAUCUCCACAGCCGCCUCUCCACACCCCACCACCUCCGAACGGUGCCGUGCCGUCGCCGUCGCCGACGACACCACCUCUGCGCUACUACACAUCCCCGCCGCCGACGGACCAGCUCUCUUGAGCACGAUCAGCUAGCACCGGCCUGUGCUAUUUAAUUAAGUGACCAUGCAUGCAUGAGCAGACAAACGAAACAAGCUGAAGCCCAUGUUGAGAAUCUCAAGAUUGAAGGAGCGUCAUAGCCGGAGCCUUCAGAUCCCAUCAGUAAUCUAUAUGUAGAGUCUGCCUAUUGAAUUAUCUAGAGUCGUUGCAACUUCCGUUUCAGUAUAUUUCAAUGCCUAUAGCUAUUUCAGCGUUGUAACCGUAAGCUAAAUGAGCUUUCUUAGUAGCUCUAUCAAUCCAAUAUAUGGUGUGUUAGUGUGUGCUCCUUGCGGCUAAAAAAUCCAGCCCUCUUGUUUCUCACUUAUCAUUUGUCAAGAAAAUGGAACGGAUCAGAAAUUCAGAAUUCA
Zea mays is the source of this 1819-nucleotide messenger RNA. RefSeq names its product extensin. NCBI's taxonomy places the organism in Eukaryota, Viridiplantae, Streptophyta, Magnoliopsida, Poales, Poaceae. The record is from RefSeq and is a predicted model, not a curated record. The transcript has 3 exons. Bases 52 to 1434 code for a protein of 460 amino acids.